UCUUACCUUCGAAAAACAACAUACAAAGCUCACGCCUCUCUUUUCCUUUCUAUAAAGCACAGAGGAAAAGAAAAGAACCAGUGCCUGAAAGGUAUAAAUCCAGAGAAUAUCUAAGCAAAAAAGGAGAAAAAAGGUGAGAAGGAAGCAAUGAAGCAGAGCAUGCCUGAGGCAGUUUCCUCAUCGUCGAGCUUUCCGGACCAAUCACAACCCGCCACCUCAGCAUCGGUAUCCGAUAACAACAACAUCAAUUGCAAACCCUUGGCAUCGAUAUCGGCUGCGGAUGACUUAGCUGGACUGGGGUUGAGAGACGGUAGCGGUGGGGCGCAGGAAGCCCUAACCUUCGAUCGGCGAGGGGAAUACUCGGCCGUUUGUAGAUGGACGGUUCAUAAUUUCCCGAGAGUGAAAGCUAGGGCACUAUGGAGUAAGUACUUCGAGGUAGGCGGUUAUGAUUGCCGUUUAUUGGUUUACCCGAAAGGGGACUCCCAGGCUCUGCCGGGUUACAUAUCGGUUUAUCUCCAAAUCAUGGAUCCACGGGGUACGUCCUCGUCGAAAUGGGACUGUUUCGCUAGCUACAGAUUGGCCAUCGUCAACCUAAAUGAUGAUUCCAAGACCAUUCAUCGCGAUUCGUGGCAUCGGUUCUCUAGCAAGAAGAAAUCUCACGGUUGGUGCGAUUUCACUCCUUCUUCUACUGUUUUCGAUUCCAAAUUAGGUUACCUUUUCAACAACGAUGCCGUUUUAAUCACCGCCGAUAUCUUAAUCUUGAAUGAAACCGUUAAUUUCACGCGUGAUACUAACGAUGUCCAGUCCUCAUUGUCCUCUAUGAUAUCGUCAUCGGUUGUUUCUGGUCCUGUUUCCGAUGUUUUGAGUGGUAAAUUCACUUGGAAAGUGCGUAACUUUAGCUUGUUUAAAGAGAUGAUUAAGACACAGAAGAUAAUGAGCCCAGUAUUCCCUGCCGGGGAGUGUAAUCUGAGGAUUAGUGUGUAUCAAAGCUCGGUUAACGGUCAGGAGUAUUUGUCUAUGUGUUUGGAAAGUAAGGAUACUGAGAAAACGGUUGCUUCUGAUAGGAGCUGUUGGUGUUUGUUUAGAAUGUCAGUGCUGAAUCAGAAACCUGGGUCAAAUCAUAUGCAUAGGGACUCUUAUGGGAGGUUUGCAGCUGACAAUAAGAGUGGGGAUAAUACAAGUUUGGGGUGGAAUGACUACAUGAAAAUGUCAGAUUUUGUUGGGUUGAAGACAGGGUUUUUGGUGGAUGAUACUGCGGUAUUUAGCACUUCGUUUCAUGUGAUCAAGGAGUUUAGUAGUUUCUCCAAGAAUGGCGGGUUGAUUGCUGGGAGGAGUGGGAGUGGUGCAAGGAAGUCUGAUGGGCAUAUGGGGAAAUUUACUUGGAGGAUUGAGAAUUUUACAAGGUUGAAGGAUCUUCUGAAGAAGAGAAAGAUAACAGGUCUUUGCAUCAAGAGCAGAAGAUUUCAGAUUGGAAAUUGGGAUUGUCGUCUGAUUGUUUAUCCUCGAGGGCAGUCUCAGCCACCUUGCCACCUUUCUGUGUUUCUUGAGGUUACAGAUUCACGAAAUACUUCGACUGACUGGAGCUGUUUUGUGAGUCAUCGGCUGUCAGUUAUGAAUCAAAAGGUGGAGGAGAAGUCAGUUACAAAAGAAUCUCAGAACCGCUACUCUAAAGCUGCCAAAGACUGGGGUUGGCGUGAAUUUGUGACACUUACUAGCCUCUUUGAUCAGGAUUCUGGAUUUCUUUUUCAGGAUACUGUUGUGUUUUCUGCUGAGGUUCUUAUACUGAAAGAGACAUCAAUAAUGCAGGAUUUUACUGGUCAGGAUACUGAAUUAGCAAACACUGCUUCCCAGAUAGGAAGUGUUGGAAAGAGAAGUGCAUUCACUUGGAAGGUGGAGAACUUCUUAUCUUUCAAGGAAAUAAUGGAAAAUCGCAAAAUUUUUAGUAAAUUUUUUCAAGCUGGUGGAUGUGAGCUUCGAAUUGGUGUAUAUGAGUCCUUUGACACUAUAUGUAUAUACUUAGAGAGCGAUCAGUCAGUUGGUAGUGAUCCAGACAAAAACUUCUGGGUUAGAUACAGAAUGGCCAUAAUGAAUCAAAAAAAUUCGGCCAAGACUGUCUGGAAAGAAUCUUCAAUUUGUACAAAGACAUGGAAUAAUUCUGUUUUGCAAUUCAUGAAGGUAUCAGAUUUGUUAGAAGCAGAUGCAGGGUUCCUUGUGCGUGAUGCCGUUGUUUUUGUUUGUGAAAUAUUGGAUUGCUGCCCUUGGUUUGAGUUUUCAGACCUUGAGGUUUUGGCGUCUGAGGAUGAUCAGGAUGCUCUCACUACUGAUCCAGAUGAACUCAUUGCUUCUGAAGACAGUGAAGGCAUAAGUGGAGAUGAAGAAGAUAUAUUUAGAAACCUUCUUUCCCGAGCUGGAUUUCACCUUACCUAUGGAGAUAAUCCAUUGGAGCUGCAGGUCACUUUACGAGAGAAGCUUCUGAUGGAUGCUGGGGCAAUUGCUGGUUUUCUGACUGGACUGCGUGUUUACCUUGAUGACCCAGCCAAAGUAAAACGUUUGCUACUUCCAACAAAGCUUUCUGGUAGUGGUGAUGGGAAGAUUGUUACAAAGGCAGAUGAAUCUUCACCUAGUUUGAUGAAUUUGCUAAUGGGGGUUAAAGUUUUGCAGCAAGCAAUUAUUGAUCUGCUAUUGGAUAUAAUGGUUGAAUGUUGUCAACCCUCAGAAGGAAUUGCUGAUUCGUCGGAUGCAAAUUUAAAACCUUUUGAUGGUGGUGAAGCUGCUAGCCCAUGUCAUUGUGAACGGGAGAAUGGAGCUGUAAAAUCUGCUCAAUUUCCUAUAUAUGAAAGAGUUGAUUCUUGUGUGAAUGAUGGUAGCACUGCCUCUGCUGUACAAAGUUCUGACAUGAAUGGGAUUGACAUCUCUGGAAAAGCUGUUUGUGGUCAUCCUACUUCUCCUCCAGAAACCUCUGGUGGGAGUUCUUUGGAGAACUCCUCACUUUGCUCAAAGACCAAGUGCUCGGAGCAAUCUGAGGAGCUUUUAGGGUUGAUUGUCAAUUCAUUGAGAGCCCUAGACGGAUAUGUUCCACAAGGCUGUCCUGAACCCAGGAGGAGGCCCCAGUCGGCACAAAAGAUUGCUCUUGUAUUGGAUAAAGCUCCUAAGCAUUUGCAACCUGACUUGGUAGCAUUGGUGCCUAAAUUGGUAGAGCUUUCAGAGCACCCAUUGGCUGCUUAUUCUCUUCUUGAUCGACUUCAAAAGCCAGAUGCUGAGCCUUCUUUGCGGUUGCCUGUGUUUGGAGUCCUCGGUCAACUAGAAUGCGACAGUGAAGUGUGGGAGCGUGUCUUAUUUCAAUCUUUUGAGCUCUUGGCUGAUUCAAAUGAUGAAUCUCUGGUUGCAACCAUAGAUUUCAUCUUUAAAGCUGCGUCACAAUGCCAACAUCUUCCAGAAGCAGUUAGAUCUGUUCGCGUUAGGCUAAAGAACUUGGGCCUAGAGGUGUCUCCUUGUGUUCUUGAAUUUUUAAGUAAAACUGUAAAUAGCUGGGGUGAUGUUGCUGAGGCCAUACUAAGAGAUAUUGAUUGUGAUGAUGAUUUCGUUGAAAAUUGCUCAGUGUUGCCCUCUGGAUUCAUCUUGUUUGGUGAAAAUGGAUCUCCUCCUGAAAGAUUGAGUGUUCUAGAUGAGCAGGCCUUUUGUGAAGGUCAGCAUUUUUCUGACGUUUAUGUCCUGAUAGAAAUGCUAUCCAUACCUUGCCUUGCUGUUGAAGCUUCUCAAACAUUUGAGAGAGGUGUGGCUCGAGGUGCCUUUGUGGCUCAGUUGGUGGCCAUGGUUUUGGAAAGACGUCUAGCCCAUGGACUCGAUUGUAAUGCCAGAUAUGUUGCAGAAAGUUUCCAGCAUGGAGAUGCUGUAGUAGAGGGAGAGGUCAAUGAACAGCUUAGUGUUCAACAGGAUGACUUCACUUCACUUCUAGGUCUUGCCGAGACAUUGGGUCUCUCUAGUGACCUUCAUAUCAGGGGCUUUGUGAUGAUGCUCUAUACAAUAUUAUUUAAGUGGUAUAUUGAUGAGUCCUACCGAGUGAGGUUGCUGAAGAGACUUGUUGAUCGUGCCACUGGCACUACUGAAAAUAUUCAUGAGGUAGUCUUGGAUUUUGAUAUUUUGGUUGCUUUGGUUUCUGAGGAGCAAGAAAUUGUUAGACCUGUUCUCAGCAUGAUGCGAGAAGUUUCUGAGCUUGCACAUGUUGAUCGGGCAGCACUUAGGCACCAGUUAUGUGCUAGUGAAGAUGUGAUUAUCCGCAUGCGUGAAGAGACAAAGGUUGGAAUUUCUAAUGUGGCAAAGGAAAAAGCUGCUUUAUCCCAGAAAUUAAGUGAAUCUGAAGCCACAAAUAACAGACUUAAGUCCGAAAUGAAGGCUGACAUGGAUUGCUUUGCUCGGGAAAAGAAGGAACUUUGUGAACAAAUACACGAGGUUGAGAGUCAACUUGAGUGGCUCCGCUCAGAGAGGGAUGAUGAAAUUGCAAAACUCACUGCUGAGAAGAAAACACUUCAAGGUCGUCUUCAUGAUGCAGAGGCACAGCUCUCCCACUUGAAGUCUCGCAAACGAGAUGAGUUGAAGAGGGUAGUCAAGGAGAAGAAUGCUCUUGCUGAAAGAUUGAAGAGUGCUGAAGCUGCACGGAAAAGAUUUGAUGAGGAAUUAAAACGGUAUGCCACAGAGAAUGUCACUCGAGAAGAAAUUCGCCAGUCGCUUGAGGAGGAGGUUCGCAGAUUGACACAAACAGUAGGGCAAACCGAAGGUGAAAAGCAGGAAAAGGAAGAGCAGGUUGCUAGGUGUGAAGCAUAUAUUGAUAGCAUGGAAUCAAAGUUGCAGGCGUGCCAGCAAUACAUUCACACCCUUGAAGCCUCACUUCAAGAAGAAAUGUCGCGACAUGCCCCGCUCUAUGGUGCUGGAUUGGAAUCUCUGUCCAUGAAAGAGUUGGAAACAUUGUCAAGGAUUCAUGAGGAAGGGCUGAGGCAAAUCCACACCCUCCAGCAGCGUAAAGGCAGCCCUGCUGGCAGUCCACUUCUGAGUCCACUUACCAUACCACACAAUCAUGGGUUAUACCCUACAACACCACCACCACCGAUGGCUGUUGGCCUGCCGCCUUCUCUCAUCCCCAAUGGUGUAGGGAUACACAGCAAUGGGCAUGUGAAUGGCACCGUUGGGCCUUGGUUUAACCAUGCUUGAUUCAUAGGGCCUCAAGUGCUUUUAGUUACCCCCAUAGAGCUGGUUAACAUCUCAAUUAGGCAGAGAUGCCACCUUUUUAAAUUUCCUUUUUGCGGUAUUUGUUGCUGGUAGAUCUGUUGGGCCAGAGGUGUGUGUGGAGAAAGAAACAAUAAGAGGAAGAAAGAUCCCUUUCCCACGACCGGUCGAUAGAACUAACAGUCGGAAAUGCCGUUUACUUAUGUCUUUGAUUCGAUUUUUAUAAAGGAAAAAGUUAAUUUCAGGCA
Molecule: messenger RNA, 5468 nt
Organism: Hibiscus syriacus
Lineage: Eukaryota; Viridiplantae; Streptophyta; Magnoliopsida; Malvales; Malvaceae
Exons: 10
Coding region: 148-5205 (1685 amino acids)
Molecular function (GO): protein binding
Source: RefSeq, a predicted model, not a curated record